AUGAGCUGUUUUUCUAAUCCUGUUGUCGGUAAAUGUAUGACAAUGUGUCCUGAGAGUGAGAUCCAUUUCCGACAGAGUCAUAACAUGGUCCAUCCGAUGGAAAAGUUCAGAAGACAUGACUCAAGGUGUCCUAAAGACGAUGUGCAUAGGAUGGUUAAGGAGUACACGCGUUCAGCUGCUGGUUCUAAUCAUCGUCAACCCGACCUGCUGCGUCCGCCUGAUGUUCUUCUGAAAACAGUUCGCUACUUGUUGAACUUAUACAAAGCGGAAAAAGCUUCACAAUACAGCAUAGUGUUCUCAUUUGUUUGUGAUCGCUUAAGAGCAGUUCGACAGGACAUGAUCCUUCAGCAUUGCUCCGCAUUGGAUUCAUCACGUAUUCUUCAGGAGAUGAUUCCUUUCUACUUCGAUACUGACUACGUUUGCAGGAGAAGAAACUGUGACACUUAUGACUGGAAACUGCAUUCAACUCAACUUGAAGAGUGCCUUUCUAAAUGGAUCGAGACGGUAGCUACUAUUCCACGUCAUUUCGUGGACACUCGACUCAUAUGCUCUUACAUUUUGUAUAAUAUCCCGAACUAUUCUGCUUUACUGGAUCUCUACAACUGGAGGGAAUUCCUCGACAAUGGAACAUUCGACGUACUGCGCGACAUCAUCCUAGCUUUCCGCUUGAAUAACUACGUCCGAUUCUUCCGACGUCUCCACGAACUUCCUUCAGAUUCCAUCGUUGUUGCUGCCGUGCAAGCCGUUCAGAUUCUUCGACGUCGUGCCCUUCAUGUCAUAACCAUGGCCUAUAAGUCUCCUAAUAACAAGUUACCGGUAACUGCUAUAAGUAAAUGGCUUUAUCAUGAUCAUGUUUCUGACUUGCUCAGAUGUUUCUCUGUUCCUUGUUCAGAUCUCAUUCUAGUUUCAUCUAUAAAUAUGAACGAUAGUGAUGAUUCCUAUAGGCUUCUUGCUGAAAUUGACUGA
Molecule: messenger RNA, 966 nt
Organism: Angiostrongylus costaricensis
Lineage: Eukaryota; Metazoa; Nematoda; Chromadorea; Rhabditida; Metastrongylidae
Source: the annotation of a GenBank genome assembly